This is a messenger RNA of Cuscuta europaea, 643 nucleotides long. NCBI's taxonomy places the organism in Eukaryota, Viridiplantae, Streptophyta, Magnoliopsida, Solanales, Convolvulaceae. The record is from the annotation of a GenBank genome assembly.
CGGAAUUAAGUUUGAGGAUCGUGUCUCAGCUGCUAUCAUCUUAUAUUCGCUUCCGAGUUCAUUUACUAACUUCAUUGUGAAUUAUAAUUUGAACAAAACGAAAGUGACCAUGCCUGAACUCCAUAACAUGCUCAAGUCUUAUGAAGCCUCAACCUCUAAAGGAAAGACUGUUCUUAUGGUAAGCUCUAAUGCUAAGUCUCGUUCUAAGAACAAGAAUAAGCAAAAGAAGAAAGGUAAGAUUGAACAUACUCUUACAGCUCUGAAGCCUAAAGGUGGAGGUCAUAUGAAGCCAAAUGUUGCAAAGGAUGUUUGCCUCUACUGCAAAGAGAAGAGGGCAUUGGAAGAGAGAUUGUGAGGUGUAUAAGGCUAAUCUAGCCAAAGCACCGGGUGCUUCAAGCUCAGAAGCCUGAGAAGCAGUGUAGCAGUUGGACUGGGUAAAAUUGACCUACGCGUGAAGGUUGGAGCCAAAGUUGCUGCUGAACGUGAUAUGAUCUUAUAGUUUAGAUUUGUCCAUUGGUUUUAGAUUAGAAUUAAAUAAUUGUUAUUUUAUUCCUUCUAUUACUAAGAAGAUUAUUUCCAUUCAUAUGUUAGACAUUAAAAGAUUUCUGUUUCCAUUUUGCUAAUAAUUGUUAUUUUCGUAAAA